GAAGAGGCUGAGCGUGGGGAAGGUGGGGAAGGAGUAGAAUUUCGGGUUCUCAGAAUGACUGCUCUGGUUUCAAUUGUCUCAAUUCUGACAGGUUGGGGUGGCCCUUGAGGACAUUGCCCUGUACUUCUCCAGGAAGGAAUGGAUGCUCCUUGAUGAGGGUCAGAGACGCCUGUACCUGAAUGUGAUGCAGGAGAACUUUGAACUUGUAUCCUCGCUGGGUUGCUGCUGUGGAGCAGAGGAUGUAGAGGCACCAACUGAACAGAAUGGUGAACAGAAUGGUUCUGUAAGAGUGUCACUGGCAAAGAAUCCCAAGGUAGCUUUUUUCCCUCAGAAGAGCCACCCCUGCAGGAGUUGUGGACCAGUCUUGAAAGAGAUUUUCCAGCUGACUGAACAGCAGGAAACACAGCACAGCCAGAUACUCUUGAGUUGUGGGGCAUGUGCAAAACAAUUUUAUUUCAGUGCAAAAUUUUACCAGCACCAGGAACAGCAUGUCAGAGAGAAGCCUCUCAGAGGUGUGGACAGAAUCUCACUCACUAAGGGAUGCAAUGUCAGUGUAUCACAGAAGCCGUUUACCUGCAGGGAGGUUGGGCAAGACAUGUUUACUGGGUCAGGACAUCUGCAACAACUGUCUGCUCACACCAGGGACAGGCAAAAUCAAAUCAUGGCAUCUGGGGUGACUUUUCAAAGAAGAAAUAAUAAUUACACCAGGAAAGAAUAUAAAAGAGCCAUUGGCUGCAUCCACACAGUUGUGCAGGAUAAGGGUGUUCAUACUGGAAAACAGUGUUUUGUGUGCCAUGAAUGUGGAAAAUAUUUUACUACUAGCAAUGGCCUCUGUCAUCAUCAGAGAUUUUGCACAAGAAAAAGGCCUUAUGAGUGCAGUGACUGUGGGAAAUCUUUUACCUAUAGCAGUGCCCUCCAUUAUCAUCAGAGAGUUCACACUGGAGAAAGGCCACAUGAGUGCAGUGAAUGUGGAAAAUCUUUUACCAGGAUCUAUUACCUUCGUUGUCAUCAGAGAGUUCACACUGGAGAAAGGCCUUAUGAUUGCAGUGACUGUGGGAAACCUUUUACCACUAUCGUUGGCCUUCGUAAUCAUCACAGAAUUCGCACAGGAGAAAGGCCUUAUGAGUGCAGUCAUUGUGGGAAAUUUUUUACCAGUAUCUAUCACCUUCGUUGUCAUCAGAGAGUUCACACUGGAGAAAGGCCUUAUAAAUGCAUUGAAUGUGGGAAAGCUUUUACCAGUAGCACUGGCCUCCGUUAUCAUCAGAGAUUUCACACAGGAGAAAGGCCUUAUAAAUGCAUUGAAUGUGGGAAAGCUUUUACCUGUAGCAGUGGCCUCCGUUCUCAUCAGAGAGUUCACACAGGAGAAAGGCCUUAUGCAUGCAAUGAAUGUGGGAGAGCUUUUGCUUGUAGCAGUGGCCUUCGUUAUCAUCAGAGAGUUCACGCUGGAGAAAGGCCUUUCAAGUGCAGUGAAUGUGGGAAAUCUUUUACCACUAGCAGUGGCCUCCAUAAUCAUCAGAGUGUUCACACUGGAGAAAGGCCUUAUAAGUGCAGUGAAUGUGGGAAAUCUUUUACCAGAAUCAGUUCCCUUCGUUUUCAUCAGAUAGUUCACACUGGAGAAAAGCCUUAUGAGUGCAGUCAAUGUGGGAAAUGUUUUACCAGAAUCAGUUCCCUUCUUUAUCAUCACAGAGUUCACACUGGAGAAAAGCCUUAUGCGUGCCCUGAAUGUGGAAAAUCUUUUACCGGCCGCACUGGCCUCCGUUAUCAUCAGAGAUUUCACACUGGAGAAAAGCCUUAUGAGUGCAAUAAAUGUGGGAAAUGUUUUACCAGUAGAGAGGGCCUUCUACAUCAUCAGAGAGCUUACACUGGAGAAAGGCCUUUUGAGUGCCGUGAAUGCAAGAAAUCUUUUACCAGUAGCAAUGGCCUUGUAUGUCAUCUGAGAGUUCACACUGGGGAAAGACCUUAUGAGUGCUGUGAAUGUGGGAAAUCUUUUUCUAGGAUCCAUAGCCUUCAUUAUCAUCAGAGAGUACACAAGACAAAGGACUUAGGAGUGUAGUUAAUGUGGAAAAUCUUUUAGCCAAACUUUUAACCUCCCUCCACAAGAGUUUGCGUGGGAAGGAGGUCUCAGAUUUGUAGGAAAUAUUCAGUAUUUAAGUUGUCUUUUUUUU
Messenger RNA from Miniopterus natalensis, 2165 nucleotides. Lineage: Eukaryota; Metazoa; Chordata; Mammalia; Chiroptera; Miniopteridae. The record is from RefSeq and is a predicted model, not a curated record.